AAUCAUAUUAUCACUUUUCUCCCUUCCCCCCUCUCCCUCGCCCCCCGUCAACCACGCUUCGCCGCCGUCCCAUCCUGUCCUCUCGGCGUCCGCUCCGUCCAGCUCUUCUCCUUGUCCCAAUUCCCCCUUUCUUGCAGAGAGCACGUCCUGUCACCACCACUAGCAGUAGUUAGUAACCGGCGGGUCGCCGCAGCAGCAUCAGCACCCUCGCCGUCGAUGGCUGCAGCUGGGUCUUUUUCCUUUCUUUCUAUCUCUCCACUCCGCCAACCAUUGCCUUAGCUUCUGCAUCCGCCAUCGCCUAAUUCUUUUUUAGUCCCAAUUUGUUCUCCAUCCUCCUAACUUAAGACCCCUGCCGCCAGCACUGGGUCAUGUGUUGAUGGCUCUUGUCCUGAACUCUUCUCCUUUCAAACCACUUCUCUUCCACCCAACAAGGCUCCAAUCCUCGGCCGCCGCUCCUCAGUGCUAAACCUUCCGUUCCCACCUUGCCCACUUCCUGAGGGACUGCUCCCCAGACCUCACUUCCGACUUCCACCGUCCGUGUGCCACUCUUUGGAAGCUCCAUCCACCGAAUUUUGGGGAUCCCAAACGUGAGCCCCAGACGCCUUUUCACCCCCGCCAAUUCUCUGAAUACACCGCUGUGGUCCCCUCAAAUCUCAAUCUCUCUCCCCCUCUGUCUGUCUGUCUGGCUAUCAGUUCUUCGGCUGCCUUUGUCUUUACUCUCUCUCUCUCUCUCUUCCCCCCCCUCUUUUCCUGUCCUAGCGAACCUUGCCCCUUGUCCAUUGCAGAAGCGUAGUGACGACAGUUAUCCGCUGUGCCACUACAUCCUUUACUUCUGGCACAUGUCAAAGCCGCGUCACGGUUUCUUACGCUUACCGCUCCGAUUGCUUCUUUAGACCUUUCCUUGAAACACCUGAUUUUCCGGCCUUUGCUUUCGCCAAAGUCGCUGAUAACGAACCUACGCUUCCCACGAAAGCUCAGUGCUACGCUCGUCUCACCAGUUUGAUUCGGAUUUUUCUCAGAAAUUCUUAAGUGCUGCACGAGAGUUGCCAAUCAGGUAAUGCAGACGCGACGACGCGGCCACUAGUACCAUUUGAAAACAAAUAAAGUUGCCGGCGAGGUGAAGAUGGGGAACACUCAGACAAAGCAAGCUUCAUGCGAUGAUGCAGUGAACCUGAACCACUUCCGCCUGUUAAGGGUUGUUGGGAAGGGCGCCUUUGGGAAAGUUCGAAUUGUUGAGCGCAAAGACACAGGCUUAACGUUUGCUCUGAAAUAUAUCCGGAAAGAUGAAGUUGUCCGAUCCGAAAGUGUCCGCAACAUCAUACGAGAGCGACGGAUGCUAGAACAUCUAAACCAUCCAUUUCUGUGCAACUUGAGAUACAGCUUUCAAGAUAUCGAGUACAUAUACCUAGUAGUAGAUCUCAUGAACGGCGGUGAUCUUCGAUUCCACAUCUCGAGAAAGUGCUUUACAGAAGAAGCUAUCCGAUUCUGGAUUUCAGAACUAGCCUGUGCUCUGCGCUACAUUCAUGGCCAGGGAAUCGUUCAUCGAGAUUUAAAACCAGAUAAUGUAUUGCUUGAUUCCAAAGGCCAUGUCCAUCUGGCAGACUUUAAUGUUGCGUCCGAUUUUAAACCCACCAGACCUUUGACCAGCAAAUCAGGUACUCUUGCAUAUCUAGCGCCAGAAGUCUUUGACGGCUCUGGUUACCUCAGCGAAGUGGAUUGGUGGUCACUUGGUGUGACAUUCUACGAGUGCAUUUACAGCAAGCGACCUUUUGAUGGCCGAAAUCACCAUCAACUCGGCGAAUGUAUCAUGCGUGCACAACCCAAGUACUUCGUAACGAACCCUCCUGUCACCGUUCCAUGCUUACACGCCAUGGGAGCCCUGAUGGAAAAAGAUCGAUCCAGACGAAUCGGAGCUGUUUCAUUCGAAUCUUUCACCACCCAUCCUUUCUUUGCUGACAUAGAUUUCGACGCCCUGGAGAGACAAGAGAUAAGCCCCAUUUUUGUCCCUUCGAGCGAUAAAACUAAUUUUGACGCCACGUAUGACCUUGAAGAAUUAUUAUUGGAAGAAGCACCCUUGGAAGCGAGAGCUCGGCGACAAAAGCCCCGAGCGGAGCUCAAGGAGGAUGCGACACCCAAGGAGAUUCGAGAAGAUGAACUUUACAGAAUAAUAGAGACGAUGUUCGAACCAUUCGAUUACACGCUGGUGAAGUAUGAGGGAACUGCCGCUGCCGCCAUUGAGGCCUCAACUAAUCCCGAAGAACAACUUCCCCCUACCGUACCCCGUACAAACCCGGCACAUUCCCGACACCCUUCUCAAGCCCGCUCCGGUAGCGUUUCGCCGUCUCUAACCGAGAAAUCAUAUAAUCCAUCCAAUGCCUCCGACACAUACUCUCCGCUCGGCGAAACGAUACGGUCUAUAGCGUCAAAAGAAACCAACGGACAUAGCGGGAUUCAUUCAGCAUCACCACCUCCUCCACUUCAACGGCCACCUACAUCUCAACCACAGAACUACCAACCCCCAUCUCUUUACCAAAGGCACCCAGGUGUCACACGCAAAACGAGUAAGGGGGGUGGAGUGCAGAUGGUCUUGGGAGAAGCUGGUAGCUGGAGUACUCUCGCUGAUCACAGUGGUAUCAGUGAAGGAGCCAAAGGAAAACCUGCUGCGAAUGGCGGAAUGUUCUCGUUCCUGAAGGGAAAGAAAGGUCGAGAACGAAGUCCCAAACCCACAGAGCCAGGAGUACUAGGGAAAGAGGGGGCUAGGCAGAUUAUAAGCUGAUGCCGACCGGGUUCCUGGAUCUCGACUGUAUCGGAUGUAUGAACGUGGGACUCCAAUGAGAGACUCACAUUUCACCAAGACUACGUGCGAAUUUUUCGCGCGUCUCAACUAUAUUGUUACUCCACAGAUGACGCCGUACCCUGACGUAAGGCCGGCCACCCGAUACCGCUUCUACACUCCACUUGCUGCACACUCAUCCCUACAUCUUAUUGUUCACUGCUUCCCUACGCAAAAGAGCAACGUCUACUCCGUACAUCACGAGGUUAUGAAUUUUCUGGGGAGCACAAACAUCUUCCAUGUUCAUAUUUGGCAGAUGCGUUUUUGCAUGGAUUUGACAUAAAACAUUGGUUUUCUUUUAUCUCAUCAUUGGCAUGGAUUCGGUUGGUGGGAUGGCGGUGCACGUUUCGUUUUACUUUUCCUAUGCUGUUUAAUAGACGCUUCGUGGCAACUUGGGACCUUCUCGUUUCUUUCCCCCCCAAACUUUCUUGUUCUCUUCUGGGGUGCUUUGACACUUUUGCGUCACUCUUAUCCUCCUGGUGCGCCUUUUGUAUGCUUAUAGCGCUUGAUUAUACCCUGGUUCUGACAGCGAGGUUUUCAAUGCUCGUUUCCUUGAUGCUGAAAACGGGCUAGCUCUUCUCUUCUUUUCUUUUCUUUUCUUCUUUUCUUGACUUUACUUUGCAUCAGCUAUGCCUCAGCGCGCUAUCGAUGGUUAUUUGGAUUUACAGCAUGACGGACUUGUAUUCUUCUCCAAGUGGGUUUGAUUGGUUUGCGUUUGAUUUAAGAAUUAUCAGUACAUACAUCAUAUGUAAUUCAUCGACGUGUAUUAAUCCAAAC
Molecule: messenger RNA, 3610 nt
Organism: Coccidioides posadasii C735 delta SOWgp
Lineage: Eukaryota; Fungi; Ascomycota; Eurotiomycetes; Onygenales; Onygenaceae
Source: RefSeq, a predicted model, not a curated record